AUUUUAUCAAUUAUAACUAACUUAAAAUAUUUUUAAUUGAAAAACAUUAUAGAAAGAUGCAUUUUAAACUCUAUAGCUUAUUAAUAAUAUUGUACUUUAUUUCCAGUACGUCGGGCUUAAUUCAAGAACACAUGUUAUCACAUUUUCUAAGUUAUUUCAAAAUAUAUCCAAUGGAUCAACCUAAUUUGAAUGAGAUAACCAGAUUUUACAAUAUUCCCUCUUAUUCCCUUCAGGCAAAUAGUACAUGGUUUGUGCAAAUGAAAUAUUUCUUGUUGCACGUCUCUAAAAAUUAUUUAGAUCCAGUUCCUCCUAAUGUAGGUUUUCUUUCAUAUUCACAUGUUAGAAAAGUUGUCAAAGCAUUUGAAAAAUAUGAUUUUGAACAAAAAUGCGUAUUUAACAAAGAAAUGUUGAUAAAAAUUUUUGAUGAUAUUAGUUUCAAUAUCUUAUAUAAUAAAGAAAUAUAUAAGAAAUUCUUGAUAUUUUUUGCGGCUGAUAAUGGAGAUUCUAUCAAUUAUUUGCAAAUUUUUUACUUGUUGACGAGGUACUUUAAUUUUUGUAAAAAUUAUCAUGCACUAACAUACGAUUAUGUUCAAUAACUAUUAAGUAAAUAAAUAAUAAUAUUAAGUUUUAAUUGUUUACAAAUUUUAAUUUAGAUCAUAUUGAAACUAUAUUUCAAUAUUUUAAAAUAAACACUUUUUAAUUUUUUUUAUUACUCAAAAUGUUACACAUUAAUUUGUUUUAUAAAAAAAUUUCUAUUUAUUUGUAAAAAGUAUUAUA
Daktulosphaira vitifoliae (grape phylloxera) is the source of this 777-nucleotide messenger RNA. RefSeq lists its product as uncharacterized. Lineage: Eukaryota; Metazoa; Arthropoda; Insecta; Hemiptera; Phylloxeridae. The transcript has 5 exons. Bases 57 to 596 code for a protein of 179 amino acids. The record is from RefSeq and is a predicted model, not a curated record.